AUCCAUCAUUUAUGAUUUUUAAAACAAAAAAACACACCUCUUACAACCUUUCUUCAAACUGACUACAAUUUAAGGAAUAUAUUGAAAGCUGUUUUAUCAAGCUUUAUGUUUGUGUUUCUUGCAAGCAAUGUCAAACCCUCCCUUCCCUUCACUCAAAAUUAUGCUGACCUAUAUAUAGAUAUACCUUAUCAACAAACAAACCUAUGCUGCAUAUACAAAAGUGAUCAAAACAAAACAUAACAUUAAAGGAAGGUGAAAGGAGGUUGUAUCCGCGAUGGACAUCAAUUUAGAAAUCGAUGAUGAUUCUAAGAACGAUGAACAAAAGGUUCCACUCCUGCGGAAUGCGGAGGUUCCAGAAGCAGAGAGGAGCCUGGUACAGAAAGCUAUAAGUUCGACAUUUCAAAGCACGGCGCAUUUGGCAAACCUUCUACCUACAGGCACUGUUCUGGCUUUCCAACUUUUGUCACCAAUUUUUACAAAUGUUGGCAACUGUGACUCUGUCUGCAAGUCCAUGACUUCUGUACUUGUGACUCUAUGUGGUGCAUCAUGCUUCCUGCUAAACUUUACAGAUAGCAUAAGAGACAGCAAGGGGAAUAUUUGUUAUGGGUUUGCCACCUUCAAGGGCUUGUGGGUUAUUGAUGGAUCAACCAAACUUCCACCUCAAGUUGCUGCAAAAUAUCGCAUAAAGUUUAUAGAUUUCAUGCAUGCGAUGAUGUCAAUUCUGGUGUUUGCAGCAAUUGCAUUGUUUGAUCAGAAUGUGGUGAAUUGCUUUUUUCCAGAACCAUCAAAAGAGAUACAAGAAAUCCUCACGGCGUUGCCUGUGGCAAUUGGCGUUUUUUGCAGCAUGCUUUUCGUUGCAUUUCCUACUGAGAGACAUGGAAUUGGGUUCCCCCUUUCAACAAGUUAAUAAUUGAGAUCUUUUUUAUGUUUAUGGCUGUAUCCAAUUUCAGUAAUGUAUUUGAUUAAUGAAUUAUUGGCGUUUUUAUGUUUAUGGUUUUAUAUUAAAUCUAAGUGCAUUAUUUCAUAAAA
Messenger RNA from Medicago truncatula (barrel medic), 1029 nucleotides. Its product is annotated as protein DMP6. The record is from RefSeq and is a predicted model, not a curated record. Bases 275 to 907 code for a protein of 210 amino acids. Lineage: Eukaryota; Viridiplantae; Streptophyta; Magnoliopsida; Fabales; Fabaceae. Gene Ontology annotation, biological process: endomembrane system organization. The transcript has a single exon.